AUGUCUGUCAAAUUCCAGCAAGACACUGUUCGUGCCGUCGGCGUCAAGCCUGAGGACCUGGCCCCCCAUGCCCACGACCUCGCGCACAAGGUCGGCGAGCGCCUGACUGGUGGCAACACCCACACCGGCUAUCUCGCGGCCUACUUGAAGCAGCUGCAGAAAUAUCCCCUGCGCACCAAGAUGCUCACAUCCGCUGUGCUCUCGGCGUUGCAGGAAUUCGUGGCCUCGUGGCUCGCCCAUGAUAUCAGCAAGCAUGGCCAUUACUUCAGCUCCCGCGUGCCGAAGAUGGCCCUCUACGGAAUGUUCAUCAGCGCGCCAAUGGGCCACGUUCUCAUCGGCAUCUUGCAGAGGAUCUUUUCGGGCCGGUCGAGCUUGAAAGCCAAGAUUCUUCAGAUUCUGGUUAGCAACUUGAUUAUCUCGCCUAUCCAGAAUUCUGUAUAUUUGAUUUCCAUGGCCAUCAUCGCCGGCGCGCGCACUUUCCACCAAGUCCGCGCAACCGUCCGCGCUGGUUUCAUGCCCGUCAUGAAAGUCAGCUGGAUCACGUCGCCCAUCACUCUGGCUUUUGCCCAGUACUUCCUCCCCGAACAUACCUGGGUUCCCUUCUUCAACAUCGUGGGAUUCGUCAUUGGUACAUAUGUCAACACCCACACCAAGAGAAAGCGCCUUGAAGCGCUCCGCCGACAAUACGAUCAGCGACGGCCCGGUCCUCCUGGUCCCCCGGGUCCUCCGGGCCCUCCAGGCAGCGAAUACGGUCGUCGUGACUACUAA
Molecule: messenger RNA, 768 nt
Organism: Talaromyces atroroseus
Lineage: Eukaryota; Fungi; Ascomycota; Eurotiomycetes; Eurotiales; Trichocomaceae
Exons: 3
Coding region: 1-768 (255 amino acids)
Cellular component (GO): cytoplasm; membrane
Source: RefSeq, a predicted model, not a curated record